Messenger RNA from Morus notabilis, 393 nucleotides. RefSeq lists its product as uncharacterized. The record is from RefSeq and is a predicted model, not a curated record. NCBI's taxonomy places the organism in Eukaryota, Viridiplantae, Streptophyta, Magnoliopsida, Rosales, Moraceae. Gene Ontology annotation, molecular function: DNA-binding transcription factor activity. The coding region runs from base 1 to 393 and encodes 130 amino acids. Gene Ontology annotation, biological process: regulation of DNA-templated transcription. The transcript has a single exon.
AUGAGGAGGGCAAGAGGAAGCGGAGGCCGUUUUCUGAACACAAAGAAUAAUGAUGGUACAGCCGCUAACCCCACAGCCAACAACAACACAACCAGUUCUGGUGCAACUACUAAAGCGGAUCAAAUCAACUCGUCGAGCACCGAGCCCGUCUGGUCUGAUUCCUACACUGAUCUUCGUGAACCAACUGACCGCCACAUGCAGGGAAUCCACCAAAACAAGACAUACUCCAACGUCAAUAGUGGCAACAGCUGCUACCUAAACAAUCAGGGAUUUCAGUUAUCCGCAUACCAUUCGCUCUUGGGUGAUCGUAGGGCGGAGGAAGGAGAACUCUCAGGGAACCACCGUGACCGAAUUAUCACUAACGGGACUCACAGGGCCCUUACCAUCAAAUAG